Suillus bovinus is the source of this 1756-nucleotide messenger RNA. RefSeq lists its product as uncharacterized. The transcript is spliced from 7 exons. The coding region runs from base 255 to 1502 and encodes 415 amino acids. The record is from RefSeq and is a predicted model, not a curated record. Lineage: Eukaryota; Fungi; Basidiomycota; Agaricomycetes; Boletales; Suillaceae.
UGCAGCACGUGCAAUAUGCACUGGUUUCGCCAACUUUAUUUUUACCAUUCUGAGAGUCCGACUAGUACUAUCUUCCGAAAGUAUCAUAUGCAAUACGGUGCAGCCCAAGCCUGGGUUUGGGUCUGUCUUCUAGUCCUGACUCCUAGUUAUCAGAGUCAUCCCACCUUGGAAUACUGACAACUGCCGGUCCUAUCUGGAACGCAUUGUUAAAUUCCUACUACUACUUCAACUCACCUUUUGUCAUUGAAGACACAAUGUUGGGCCGGCAGUCUCGCGACAGUUUGCAUCUUCUUGCCAAGAUACCACCAAUGCUAGCCUUUAACUUGCAAAAGUUACCCCACAGCCAGUCGACGACGUUAGCGCUGUCGGCUUUCAAGUAUAUCUUCUUAGUCUUGCUAUUCGUUAAUUGUCGGUCUUUACCGUUUGCCUGGCACAUUCGCGUGUUCCUGCCAGUCCUGCGACUCCGUCUCCAGUACUACCUUCUACGACUUCGCAUCCUGUUCAAGCCCAAAGAGGUCAGGGCAAAGAUUCUUGCCGACUGGGGCGAAGAUCUAUGUCCAAUUGGUGCAAACCCCUUCGAGCUCGUGAGCAUUCAUCGUAGCUGGACGAGUGUGGAUGACGUCGAUUACAAUGGACACCUCAGCAAUUCUAGUUACGCGAAGGCCCUCGAUGCUGCUCGCUUGAAACUGGUUCUGAAAACUGUCCCUGCUUUCGCAAGGAGUGGCGGGUGGAUGGCUCUAGGCUCUACUCACUUUCAUUUCAUUCGAGAAAUACCGUUCCUAAGUAGCUACGAGAUAAGACUCUCCAUCGGGGCAUGGGACAAUAAAUGGAUGUUCGUGAUUGCUCGCUACAUCUCUUUCCCGGGCCCAAAGAACAGGCACAGUGCCACCCAUAAACUACAGGUUGACGGGGCAGGUCAGCAACUAGGGACUGGUAAUGAUAGUGCCAGACCAUCAAAGACACCGACAGCAUUAGAUGACUUCCCUCGAAUUCUGCUGAGUACGCCUGCAGAAGACUUGGCCACCCCUGCAACCCCCGGUGAUACGACUGAGGCGAACUACAACCUUCAAGCUGAAAAGACAAAAAGGGAAAUAGAAGCCCUGGCUGCCGCACAGUCAAAAUUGCCUGAACCCGAUGGCGCUGUACUUCACUGUGUGGCGAUCUCAUAUAUUUGCUUCAAGCACGGCCGCAUCACAGUACCUCCUGGCGUUAUUCUCCCAUGUGAAGGUUUUUCGAAACCUCCCAGUACUAAUCCUGCCGCGCCGUUCUCGUCAACAAACCCUCCUCCUCACUGGAAGAAGGCCCAGGCAUUGCGUGUCUCUCCAUCAGGCAGUAUGCCUGCAUUUGCAAAAUUUCUGAAAGGAGGCUGGCGCGAUGUGCCUGAAGACGAGAGGUGGUGGGAAGAUGCGUUGAAUGGGCCGAUAGAAGAGCAGCGAAAGGCAAAUCUCGGAGUCCUUGAUUCUAUCAGGAAAGGGAUGGAAGGGGCUAGAUCCAUUGGCUAGUUGCUGAAAAGAAUUCUACAUUAUUGAAAGGUAGCUUAAAACCACAUAACUCAUACCUCGUCUCGUCUCAACCCUGUAUUCGCGUGAGGCUAUAAGACCAUCUCAAGGCUUUCUCAUUGAAGGCAAUCUCACACGCAGAUCGUUGCCGCGGAGCACAUAGGCCCUUUUCCCAUUUGUUGGCCCAAAGUACUCGAUUCCGGUCACAGAUGUUCCUCGCUGCUGUCGCUUACUUUGCAAAAGCCAACAACUCUAAC